UUCUCAUAAAGGCCAAGCUUAUUGGGAAAUACUUAAUAACCUUUCUGAUAAUUUCAAUAACAGUAUAGCCAAAUGUUCUAAAAAUACCAGUGAAAAUAAAAAAAAUAAUUUCGAUGGAAAUUAUGUCGAUGAAGAUGAAGCAUUGGAUUAUACUAUCAAAAUUGAAGAGUUUGCUUUUGAACAUUAUGAUUAUAAUCUACAUGCCUCUAAACCAGUUCAAAUAUCAUCAAUCGAUGUGAGAUCUAUUUUGAUCCAAAAGCUUCCACAAUUUCCAGAUGUCACUUAUUCUGAAUUUAUGAAACUUAUAUUAACUUAUCAUCUUUCUGAUUCAGCUGAAAAUGAUAUAUUGAAGUAG
Molecule: messenger RNA, 355 nt
Organism: Funneliformis mosseae
Lineage: Eukaryota; Fungi; Glomeromycota; Glomeromycetes; Glomerales; Glomeraceae
Source: the annotation of a GenBank genome assembly